Messenger RNA from Ciona intestinalis (vase tunicate), 2503 nucleotides. The record is from RefSeq and is a predicted model, not a curated record. Lineage: Eukaryota; Metazoa; Chordata; Ascidiacea; Phlebobranchia; Cionidae.
UAAGUUUUUAAAUUUAGUGUUUUUCAGGUUUUAUUUGUAAUGUUUAAUAUUGUGACGUAACAAAGCUGAUUAUAAUAUAAUGGAAACAAUGGAGUCUCCCAUUGUUCAUUUAAACGUCGGAGGAACCAGGUUUUCAACAUCUCGUGAAACUCUGGGUUGGAUCCCGGAUUCCUUCUUCACUAGUUUGCUCUCAGGAAGGAUAUCAUCGUAUAAAGAUGAACAAGGAGCAAUUUUCAUCGAUCGUGAUCCGGAGAUCUUCCGGAUCAUCUUAAGUUUCCUCCGAACAAAAGAAGUUGAUCUUCAUCAUGUCGAUAUCCCAUCUUUAAAGAGGGAAGCGGAGUUUUUCGGUCUCACCCCUCUAAUAAGUCGAUUAUCUGUAUGUGAGGAGCUACAUCACUCGUCAUGUGGGGAUGUGCUCUUCCAUGGAGUCCUGGAGGACCCAACGAAACCAACAGAUGACGAUCUUCCUUUAGAUCGAGAUGUCCUAAUUAUCACAGGGCACAACAGUUGGAUUGCUGUCGCAUAUUCGCGAUCUGUGAUGUGUUAUAAGGUGAAAGAGAACAGUGGGUGGCAGCAGGUGUUCAUUAGCCCCCCACUUGAUGAAGAUGUUCAACAGAUCGCGAUAAAUGCCAAAGUGCACGGAAUGGCCCCGGACUCAAAAACGAGAAUGGUCGCGGCGGCGUUCUCGACGAACAUUCGACUUUGGAGUUUCCAGGAUGAAGCUCAGUUCACCGAGAUCGGGAAGUUCAAGAUGGCGGCGACGAUCGACGCUUUGUUCUUUAUUGGCAGCCAGUUGGUUGCCACGGGUAGCAGACAUGGUGAUAGUGGUAGAGUGGGCGUGUGGAACGCUGUGUCACAACAUUGGCAAGCACAAGAUGUCGUGAAGAUUACGAGUUACGACACCGCUGGGUCGUAUUUACUACUCGGGGGUGUGAACGGGGGCAUAUACUACAUAGACAUGCAGAAGUUUCCACUCAGGUUAAAGGAUAAUGAUCUUCUAAUAACUGAGCUUUAUAGAGAUCAAUCCAACUCAGCGAUCACCGCGUUAAGUGUCUACCUCACCCCGAAGACGUCGCCGACAGUUGGGACGUGGAUAGAAGUUGCGUACGGCACACAAAGUGGCUCCGUGUGCGUCAUUGUGCAACACCCGGAGUUGGUAGGCCAAGGUUUCCAACUUUUUCAGAAGUUUACGGUCCAUCGUGGGCUGGUGUGUAAAGUUAUGUUAUCCGAGAAACAUUUAGUGUCGGUAUGUUCGGACAACAACCAUGUACGUACAUGGACAGUCACGAGGUUCCGUGGUAUGAUAUCAACACAACCUGGCUCCACCCCUCUCGCUUCAUUUAAAGUCCUCGCACUUGAACCGAUCAAUUCCUCUGGCAGUUACUCGGCCGGCAACAACAUCGGACCACACGGGGAUCGCGAAGAAGUCCAACUUUUCAUCCAGAAGAUAUUUCCACAAUCGGAUCGACUGUUUGUACGUUUAUCAUCUAACGGACAUCGGGUGGCAGUCAUCACUUCCAUCGACGGAUCCCCAAUAUCUUGCUUCUGUUUACAUGAGUGCGAAGGGUCGUCGCGCAUGGGGUCACGACCUCGAAGGUACUUAUUCACCGGCCACAUGAACGGUACAAUACAAAUGUGGGACAUGUCGACAGCGCUCGACGCUUUCACUAAAUCAACGAUCCGUGAAGCGGGGCCGACGCAGGAGGAAUUACUCCAACACCUCGUACGUUGUGAUCUCUCCUUUUCAUCCCGAUGUCCAACCCCAUCCUCCAACCUCGGGACUUUUGAUCGGAUGUUGAUCCUAAGGAGCUCUAACACAAGUCUUGCAAGCCACGAGAGCCCCAUGGUCACCCGUCACCGAAGAGACCCCGACCCCACCCCCCAGGACCAACCUUCCACCUCCCAAGGAACGACGUUUUUUUCUCGAUCUGAAACGAAACAUUUAACCAAAAUCACUCAACCGAAGCUUGUUAAAUCGGAGCCCGAAGCUGGCCCAUCGUCGCCUCCUGGUGGUGAAGUUUCCGAGGGUAGCAAUAGAAAAAAUUAUGAUGUCAUAAUGGACUUUAAUGACCCAUCACCUCGAUCCCCCAUUAAUGAGGGGGAACCCCGUAUGACAUCACCAACUAUGACAUCACCAGAAGGCGCGUCACAUGAUAGCACGCUUCGCCGAUCAACAAGUUAUAAACUUGGAACGAAAUCGUCGCAAAAACUUCACCAACGACAAUCGUCCAUAGAUAAAAUGACAUUGGAUAAAAACAAACAAUAAAUAUUAUGAUGUUGAUUGUACAUUGUAUUUGAAUUGAGAUAUUAUGAUCAUAAGCACCAAACCUGGGGUGGGCAGGCCAACCCUGGAAUUUCUACACUGCAUUAAUCAGUAAACAUUACAACCAUUAAGUUAGAUUUGUUUCUAUUGUUAUUAUUAUCGUGCAAUUUAUCGUGGCAUUAUUUAUAUUAUUUCUAUAUCACACAAAGAUAAAGAGUUUAAAUCUCGUUGUUUAUUUAG